This is a messenger RNA of Colletotrichum phormii, 1587 nucleotides long. Its product is annotated as autophagocytosis associated protein. The record is from RefSeq and is a predicted model, not a curated record. Bases 335 to 1381 code for a protein of 348 amino acids. NCBI's taxonomy places the organism in Eukaryota, Fungi, Ascomycota, Sordariomycetes, Glomerellales, Glomerellaceae. Gene Ontology annotation, cellular component: cytosol; phagophore assembly site. Gene Ontology annotation, molecular function: Atg8-family ligase activity. The transcript has 3 exons. Gene Ontology annotation, biological process: autophagy of mitochondrion; nucleophagy; autophagosome assembly.
CGCAGGCGGCAACCCCGCCACCAUCUUCCCUGUCCAAUCGUGAGACAACCCCGCCAUCCAUGUGAUCGCCCUGAACAGCUGCCACGAGCUUGAUUCCCAGUCAUCGACAUCAGGCGGAACUACGACAAACUACAUCAUUCUGAGAGCCGGCGGAGGACUAGGCUGUCUUCCUCACCCUUACCAAACAACAUCCUUCUCAUCAGCAAGAUAUACUAAAGACGACCGCAUUACCACAAAGCAACUAUACACUUAGAGACCAUCGAGACCUUCAACACACGACGUCACCGACUCGAGACACCGAAGCUUUCCCUCGCGGCACAACCCGACGUCAACGAUGAAUCUCCUUUACUCAACCGUCAACACGCUCCGCGACCGGUACACGCCGGUAUCGCACAAGUCCACCUUCCGCCAGACGGGCCAAAUCACCCCCGAAGAGUUCGUCGCCGCGGGCGACUACCUCGUCUACAAGUUCCCGACCUGGUCCUGGGGCGACGCCGACGCCGAUAGCCGCCGCGUCAGCUACCUGCCUCCCGGGAAGCAGUUCCUCGUCACGCGCAACGUCCCCUGCAACCGCCGACUCGACGAUGACUUCGCCGGCGACGCGGGCCACGAGGAGGCCGUCGUGGAGGGCGGCAAGAGCUCCGGGGCCGGCGACGAUGAUGAGGAUGGCUGGCUUCGCACCGGCGGGCUGGCGAGCUCGCAGCCGCUCAAGGUGAAGGAGGUGCGGACGGUGGACGACUCGGGAAAUGUGGGAGACCGGGAGGUUGUGGAGGAUGACGAUGAGAUUCCGGACAUGGAGGAUGAAGAUGACGACGAGGCCAUCAUCCGGGAUGCGGGAGACAACGGAAAGAACAGCGGUCGGCGGACAUACACCCUCUACAUCAUGUACUCAACGUACUACCGCACACCCCGCCUCUACCUCUCAGGCUACUCCCCCAACGGCCAGCCGCUGCCGCCGCACGCCAUGAUGGACGACAUCGUGGGCGACUACAAGGACAAGACGGUGACGCUCGAGGACUUCCCCUUCUUCGCCAACAACAUCAAGAUGGCGAGCGUGCACCCGUGCAAGCACGCGUCCGUGAUGAAGACGAUGCUCGACCGCGCCGACGGGGCGCUGCGUAUCCGGCGCGAGAAGCUGCGCGCGGGCAAGGCCGUCGGCGGGGACCAGGGGAUGGAGGGGCUCGUUGACGAGCUAGGGAAGCUAGAUGUCAAGGAUGCGCAGGCCGCUGCUGAUAAGGACGGCGAGUGGGAGGAGGUUGAGCAGAGCGAGGUUGACGAGCAGGAGGUCGCGAUUCGGGUGGAUCAGUAUCUGGUUGUUUUCCUCAAGUUCAUGGCCAGCGUCACGCCUGGUAUCGAGCACGAUUUCACAAUGGGAGUAUAGGUAGGCGAGGGGGGUUUUUUUUCUUUUCCUUUUUUUUUCUCAUGGGAAUGUUUUUGGGCAACGGGUGUGUUGGGCGACGAUGGGCUUCUUUCCUUAUGUCAUUGGAUUACGGGGGAAUUAGAUUAUGGAACUUGGUCAAACGGCGACUUUACGAGAAUUCAGUAGACUACAAAAUCGAGACGGUAUAAAAUCCGCAUUUUAUUCUU